This is a messenger RNA of Coprinopsis cinerea okayama7#130, 564 nucleotides long. Its product is annotated as glucosamine 6-phosphate N-acetyltransferase. The coding region runs from base 1 to 564 and encodes 187 amino acids. Gene Ontology annotation, cellular component: endoplasmic reticulum-Golgi intermediate compartment; Golgi apparatus; endoplasmic reticulum. The transcript has 4 exons. Gene Ontology annotation, molecular function: glucosamine 6-phosphate N-acetyltransferase activity; monosaccharide binding. The record is from RefSeq and is a predicted model, not a curated record. Gene Ontology annotation, biological process: UDP-N-acetylglucosamine biosynthetic process. Lineage: Eukaryota; Fungi; Basidiomycota; Agaricomycetes; Agaricales; Psathyrellaceae.
AUGACCAAGUUCACGCCGGAUUCCGCUCUGCAGCUGUUGUUCGACCCCAACCUCAUCCCAGCCCAUGUCAAAGCAGAGCUCCCUCCCGACCUCCACAUGCGCCCCCUGGCCCGCACCGACUACCACCGCUCACACAUCCCUAUCCUCUCCGUGCUGACCCAGGCCCCCGAUCCCGGGUUCGCCGGCUACCAAGCCACCUUCGACGCGCAACGCGCCUGCCCCGACACCUACUACACUCUCGUCAUCGUGCACAAACCGACCGACCAGAUCGUCGCCGUCGGCUGCGUCUUCAUCGAGCGCAAGUUCCUGCGCAACCUCGGCAAGGUGGGACACAUUGAGGAUAUCGCUGUGAGCAAGAGCAUGCAGGGGAAGAAGUUGGGUCUGAGGGUUAUACAUGCUUUGACGGGGAUUAGUGAGGGUAUGGGGUGUUAUAAGACGAUUUUGAAUUGUAGUGAUGAUAACGUUCCGUUCUACAAGAAAUGCGGCUUCGAGAGGAAAGAGAACGAGAUGGCCAAAUACAACACCUCGCCCAUCCCCCGCGAGCGCAUCAUUCCCAAGCUGUAG